AUGAUCGUCGCGAAACAACCCCCAUCAAAUCUUAUUCGCAUUGGUUCAACCCUCUGUAUCUUUCUAGCCGAAGGCGCACAGCUACUCCAAGAACUGAGUGUUCCAAAUAUCGUCGAACUCAAGUUCUCUCCGCGCGGAACAUACCUCUCAACAUGGGAGCGGCCAGUCAAGCUGGAAGGCGCCCAACAUAAGAAUCUCUGUGUCUUCUACGCCUCCACUGGCGAGGAGCUCAUCUCCUUUACACAAAAGUCGCAGGAGAACUGGGACCUUCAGUACACCAUAUCUGAGUCGCAUGCCAUUCGUCUUGUUGCUCAGGAGAUCCAGGUCUAUCGCCCUGCUGAAUGGGGGAAGGGCAUUGCGGAUCGGCUGCGCGUUGAAGGCGCAUCGAUGGUCUCCCUGGACUGA
This is a messenger RNA of Suillus paluster, 405 nucleotides long. RefSeq lists its product as uncharacterized. Lineage: Eukaryota; Fungi; Basidiomycota; Agaricomycetes; Boletales; Suillaceae. The transcript has 3 exons. The record is from RefSeq and is a predicted model, not a curated record. Gene Ontology annotation, biological process: translational initiation. Gene Ontology annotation, cellular component: cytosolic small ribosomal subunit. The coding region runs from base 1 to 405 and encodes 134 amino acids. Gene Ontology annotation, molecular function: ribosome binding; translation initiation factor activity; tRNA binding.